CUCUUCAGUUUUCACCGUCGCAACUUGAUUAUUCCCCACUUAUUCACCACUCUCCAAAUCCGAGUCCUAAGUAGCAGGUUUUUAAGUCUGCUGAGACAGACUGUGUCCAGAAAUCCUACCAGUCAGCCAUGUUUGCGAUCUUGAAGAACCAGAUCAACGUCGUGGGCGACAACAACUUCCUGCUGUAUGGCCGCGUGGUGGACGUAGCCGACGAUGCGCUGGGCAUCGAUCUGCUCUGCGCCGGGCGUCGACGCGAGCGCAUCCCCUUCCAGCAGCUGCUCUGUCGCCCAGCGCAGAACCUGGCAUGCCUUUUCUUUCUGGGUAUAUACCACUGGGAGAGCGUGGCCGUGGAAGUGCUGCUGCGACGGGACGGUACGUGGCGCUGGUGGUCAAGCGACAAGCGCAUUCGACCGCUGCCCGCCGGUUGGCGGGGGGCUUCCGCAGAACAGCUGCAGCGGAUGAAGGAGGUGCACCUGGCGCUCGUGGACGGCGACGGAAGCCAGGACACGGACGCUCAGGGUCAGGUGGUCUGCUUCGACGUCGCGGAUGGCCAGGUGCAGUACGUCGUGGACCUGUACGGUGGCGGCGGGCUGGGACAGUCUCAGGAUACGGCACAGAAAAUCGUGGAUGAACUGCACAGCGCGCUGACCCAGCGCCUCCCGGUCAUCCUGUGUGAGAUGACGGCCCGGCUGGAAGGCGGCACACCGGAUGCAGCUGGUGCGCUGGGCGUGGACGUGUGACCGCACGUGUUGGCCCAGAUGGACACACGGACGCUGACCCGGCUGCGCGUGGUGUGCCCAGCGUGGAACACCAUCCUGGACGCCGCGGCGCUGUCGACCUCCCUGCUCAUCAAGAAGGACGGGACCGGCUAGCGUGUGCGCGCGCUCGACUACCCCCUAACGGCACCCUCCUACACGCUCUGGGCCCAUUCUGCACGCUCUGCGCCCCUCCACGCGCAUCCUCCUCUACGCCCGCGACCCCCAACACCCACUCCUCACCGUGGACUGCUUCACCGUGCUGGACGCGCUGCGGAUGGUGGGAGGCGGGGUGCGGCGCGUGCCGGCGCUGUACGUGGCCGGGGCGGAGUUGGUCCUGGAUGUGGGCCAU
Molecule: messenger RNA, 1107 nt
Organism: Paramacrobiotus metropolitanus
Lineage: Eukaryota; Metazoa; Tardigrada; Eutardigrada; Parachela; Macrobiotidae
Exons: 3
Coding region: 129-740 (203 amino acids)
Source: RefSeq, a predicted model, not a curated record